Molecule: messenger RNA, 701 nt
Organism: Corticium candelabrum
Lineage: Eukaryota; Metazoa; Porifera; Homoscleromorpha; Homosclerophorida; Plakinidae
Exons: 3
Coding region: 198-701 (167 amino acids)
Biological process (GO): signal transduction
Molecular function (GO): protein binding
Source: RefSeq, a predicted model, not a curated record
UUUCUAUUCCUUAUUUUCUCAGUCUAUCUAUAAUACGUUUUGAACUUAACGGUGACAUUGACGAUCUUGUAUUGAUAAAACUUAUGAUAUAGAAGCUGGACUCUGGGAAUCGGUUGCAGUUGGUACCUGUGAAGAGAAGAGUGGUGAAGCUGGUAGGAAAAGUUGGAAGUGGAAAGUCAAAUCUGAAGAGUGAACCGAUGGCUUCAACAGCUGAGCGUCAGAAUGCAUCAACAGAUGGUGGAAAGCAACGUACAAGUGAAUCUGCAUUAUUCAAAGGCAAUCUCGACAGAGAUUAUGAAUUGAUAACCAGAGCUGUUGUUCAUUGUGGCAGCGGCCAGUGGCAGGAAAUUGGCCUGGAGUUGGGAAUGAACGAAGAUCAGAUUAAGUCAGAAACUCAUGAUAAACCUCGCUACACUGGGAAACUACGCGCUCUGAUUGAAGCAAGAAGAGCGAAAGUAUCCAAAAAGCAGACAAUAGAAGAUUUGUUGAAGGCUUGCCGACAGAUACCUCACCCUAUAUAUGAGGAUGUGAUACAGCAAUGGCAGAAAGGUGAAAUGUUUUACCCAAUGAGUUCGGUACCCAUGGGGCAGCUGUUAUCAGCAGCCACUGUGUGUGAUGGUGCCAAUCCAACCAGGGCUUCAAUUCGAGCUCUAGCCAAAGACAUUGCCAAAUACACCCAGAAAGACCACAUACCAUGUUAA